AUGGGCUCUGCUCAACUCCAUGGACAGCUUCCCACCUGGGAACGCUUUGCUCCCGGAUCAAUCAAUAUUGCUCCCGCUGUGUUCCCCAAGUCCGCGUUGGCUCCAUCUCCAGACCUGGAUGCGAACAAGACCACUGUUGAUUUGGUCACGGAAUUGAACGAAUCGCUCGCAAAAGCAGACUACCCAUCUGUCUCGAAGCUCUUUGUCGAGCAAGGCUUCUGGAGAGACCACUUGGCCUUGACGUGGGAGUUUCGCACAGCACAGGGACCGCAGGAGGUCCUCAGCCUGCUAGAGACAAGCUCCAAAUCCAGAGAUGGGUUUCGUUUAAAGAACGUUACACUGGACACAGGCUCCGCGCUACGAGCGCCCAGAGUUGGGCCUCUGGAUGGCGAGGGACAAGUCAUUGGAAUAACCUUCUUCUUCAACUUCGACACAGGCAUCGGAUCAGGAAAAGGCGUGGGCAGAAUUAUCAACGACAAUGGAACCUGGAAGUUCUAUUCACUCUACACAGCUCUCCAGGAACUCAAAGACCACGAAGAGCAUGUCAACGAAAGACGGCCCCAUGGAGUCGAGCACGGCAUGAAGCAGGGCCGGCAGAAUUGGGCUCAACGAAGAGAGCAAGAGAAGCUGCAUAAAAACGCCGACCCAGCUGUUGUCAUUAUAGGUGAGGAACCUUUACGCUCUGCCUCAAUGUUUUAUUAUUUUCCCAACCCCGAAUCAAACUUGACUACGCAUAGAUUAUUUACUGACAUUUCCCCAGGCGCUGGACAAUCCGGACUCACGAUAGCGGCCAGAUUGAAAAUGAUGGGAGUCGAAGCCCUGAUUAUCGACGAAAGCGCCCGCGUCGGAGACAGCUGGAGAAAACGCUACCAUCAACUGGUUCUCCAUGAUCCCGUCUGGUAUGACCACAUGCCGUAUCUUCCAUUCCCGGCCCAUUGGCCCAUCUUUACGCCCAAAGACAAGCUGGCAGAGUUUUUCGAAGCCUACGUGAUCUUGCUGGAGCUCAACGUGUGGAACAAGACGUCGAUUGGAGGAGCCAGUUGGGAUGCUACGAAAGGGAGCUGGGAUAUCAAAUUGCUCCGACGUCUAGAGGACGGCUCGGUAGAGACUCACAACUUGCGCCCACGCCACGUUAUUCAAGCGACGGGUCAUUCGGGCUUCAAGUACGUGCCGCAGUUCAAGGGGAUGGAAACUUUCAAGGGCGAUCGCAUCUGCCAUUCAUCAGAAUUCCCAGGUGCCCAAGAAAACAGCAAGGGCAAGAAGGCGGUGGUCGUCGGGUCGUGCAAUUCAGCCCACGACAUUGCUCAGGAUUUCGUCGAAAAGGGCUACGACGUGACAAUGGUCCAGCGCUCAAGCACCUUUGUCACCAAAUCUGAAUCCAUCACCGGCAUCGUUUUGGCUGCCUACUCGGAAAAUGGGCCGCCGGUGGAAGAUGUAGACCUGUUGAUCCAUAGCGCCUCGCUUGCUCUUCUUAAGACGUAUCAGAUAUCCACUGCCAGGAGGCAGGCAGAGAAUGAUCGUGACAUACUCGAAGGGCUCCUACGUGUUGGAUUCAAGGUAGACACCGGGCCAGACGGUGCCGGUCUUUUCUACAAGUACUUUCAGUGGGGGGGAGGCUAUUACAUCGACGUUGGGGCCUCCCAGCUCAUCAUCGAUGGCAAGAUCAAGAUGAAGUCUGGACUGGAGGUUUCCGAGGUGCUACCCCAUGGCCUGCGUUUCGCAGAUGGCAGUGAAUUAGAAGCAGACGAGAUCAUCCUGGCUACAGGUUACGGUAACAUGCGUGAAAAGACUCGAGUGAUGCUUGGAGAUGCUGUUGCGGACAAGGUAAAGGACGUAUGGGGCAUCGGCGCGGGAGGAGAGCUUCGCGGCAUCUGGCAGCAGACUGGACAUCCCGGCUUCUGGGUACACGGAGGAAAUCUCGCGCUAUGCCGCUACUACUCGAGACUUUUGGCUUUGCAGAUCAAGGGAAUCGAGGCAGGCUUGUAUAGGUACGGCGAGAACUAG
Messenger RNA from Trichoderma aggressivum f. europaeum, 2004 nucleotides. RefSeq lists its product as uncharacterized. The coding region runs from base 1 to 2004 and encodes 667 amino acids. The record is from RefSeq and is a predicted model, not a curated record. The transcript has a single exon. Lineage: Eukaryota; Fungi; Ascomycota; Sordariomycetes; Hypocreales; Hypocreaceae. Gene Ontology annotation, molecular function: flavin adenine dinucleotide binding; monooxygenase activity.